AUGCUGGACUGGACGACGAUUUCCAACCUGUUCGAAAGGGCUUCGAAUAACGUGGUUCUCACGUUGAAAUUAGUAAGGUGUGUACUUGGCGACCCCACGAAAUUCAAGCUUCAUCCCCGUCUACUGGAAGCUCUUAUACAGCACGAAAACUUACUUCAGGCUUGUGAAGACUUGAUUCCUGGGUUCGCUGAUAUGUUGGAUUGCCACUAUAAUUCUAUUAUGCUCUCCCAAUCGAGCCGGAAACGCCUGCCUUAUAUAAAGCAUGUUUUUUCAAGAAAAAUUAAUUAUCACCAAUUUUUAGUAUAUUUUCGGAUUUAG
Cooperia oncophora is the source of this 318-nucleotide messenger RNA. The record is from the annotation of a GenBank genome assembly. Lineage: Eukaryota; Metazoa; Nematoda; Chromadorea; Rhabditida; Trichostrongylidae.